AUAUAUAUUAAUGUAAUAAUUAACAUUUAAUGUUUAUUUAAUGUAAUUUCCUGUACAAAUGUAUGAAGAAGGAUUUGUGCAUGAUGAAUUUAUGAUUAUGUUCACUUAGGAAUGAAUUAUGAUUAUGCUAACUAAACUCUCUGUCCAGUUCAUCUCAGUCCAUAAGAGUGAAAGAGUUAAUGUGAAAAUAAGUUUGACAUGAUCGCACACCUACAUAUUUUUAAGUUCAACAGGUUUUCUUACAAAGAAACAGAUAACAUCAUAUGACUCAACUGCUAAAUAAGGGUCCCUUUGUCUCUUGUAAAUGUAUAAAUGUUUAAUUUAUAAUUGUAAAUUUACUUACUAUAAGUGACUUAUAAGUGAGAAAAAGAAGUUACUUAGAAGUGAAAACACACAGGGUGAUGGAAAUGUAAAUGUCAAACAUAAAUCACUUCAUGUGAACAGUGAGAGGUGGAGCAUGUCUUAGAUAACCUUGAUACAGGAUCUAAAAUGGACUUCAAUGGAACUGGUUGAACCAGAAAUUCAACAGUCCUGGAAAGUACCUGCCAACACACACAUGGCAUAGCUGUCCUGCAGCUUCAAAUUCAACACAUUGUGUAAAGCAAUGUGUGGCUGACUAGUCUCUCUGAGGUGAAAGAGGCUGACGAGGCUACACCUACACCAGGUAAUAGAGUGGAGCAUGACGGGCAGAUGGACAGAAAGAUGAGUCUCACUGAAGAGAGAGCACAGGGAGACACUGAUCUCAGCAACAAUGUCAUCAUAUGCCCAGCCGAGAACAUCAAUAAGGCUAAAGCACAGCCAACUGAACUGACAGAGACUUCCUGCUUUGGUCAGAGAUCAGUCUCCCCAGUGCCAAGUCUUUUAUCAAUGAAGAGCAGUGACUCCAUGAUGCAGCCUAUCAAUAUGGAUGGAGGGACUGGCCAUUCUGAUCACAGAUCAGUCUCCCCAGUCCCAAGUCUUUUAUCAAUGAAGAGCAGUGACUCCAUGAUGCAGCCUAUCAAUGUGGAUGGAGGGACUGGCCAUGCUGAUCACAGAUCAGUCUCCCCAGUGCCAAGUCUUUUAUCAAUGAAAAGCAGUGACUCCAUGAUGCAGCCUAUCAAUCUGGAUGGAGGGACUGGCCAUGAUCACAGAUCAGUCUCCCCAGUCCCAAGUCUUUUAUCAUUGAAGAGCAGUGACUUCAUGAUGCAGCCUAUCAAUGUGGAUGGAGGGACUGGCCAUUCUAAUCACAGGCAACGUUUCGACCCUGCUGGGUCUUCUUCAGGCAAAUGGUGGACUCAUUUGAUGAAGGGAUGUAGGCCUUACAAUCAGCUGACCUACCAUGUGAUGUCAACUGGUAUGAUUGGGUCUAAGAGCCCCACUAAUCACUCAAUUAAGAGAACACUUUCAUACAGGUCUAGAUCACCUUCACCCUCACACACAGUUCAGCCAGAUAACAACUUGUAUUCUGGUCCCAUCAGACCAGAGGACAAUAUCCUGGAAAGAGUGAAGAUGAGCCAUAAAGCCACAAUGAAAAAGAGGUUUGAGCAUGUUUGUGAGGGAAACAUUAAACCAGGAAAUGAAACUCCUUUAAACACGAUAUUUACACCCCUCUAUAUCACUGAGGGAUGGACUGAAAGCGUGAAAGCACAUGAAGCUCGACAAAUUGAAACAUCAAGAAGACAAACACAAGACAACGCAAUCAACUAUAAUGAUAUCUUUAAAACAUUGCUUGAAGAGCAAGUGUGUAUCAGAGCAGUGCUAACCAAAGGGGUUGCUGGCAUUGGAAAAACAGUGUUUGUGCAGAAAUUCAUUCUUGAUUGGGCAGAGGACAAGGCAAAUUGUGAUAUAGAUUUUAUAUUUGUGCUCCCUUUCCGGGAAAUGAACUUAAUCUCAAAUGAACAGUACUGUUUUCAUCAACUUCUGGUUGACUUCCACCCUGCCUUGAAACAGCUAACAGAUAACAAAAUGUAUGAGGAGUGCAUUCUGGUUGUAAUUUUUGAUGGGCUGGAUGAAAGCAGAAUUACAUUGAACUUUACCAGUGAUCAAGCCCUGAAACUCCAUGAUGUUUCACAGAUAUCCUCAGUUGGCGAUCUGAUAGCAAACCUGAUCCAGGGGAAUCUUCUCCCAUCAGCUCACAUAUGGAUCACAUCAAGACCAGCAGCAGCUGGACAGAUCCCUGGUCAGUUCAUCAGUCGUAUGACUGAGGUGCGUGGAUUUACUGACCCACAGAAAGAUGAGUACUUUCGAAAGAAAAUAAGUGAUCAGACUCAGGCCAACCAAAUCAUCUCACACAUUAAGACAUCAAGAAGCCUUCACUUUAUGUGCCACAUACCAGUUGUCAGUUGGAUCUCUUCCAUUGUGCUUCAAGAAGUCUUCCAAAACAACAGGGAACAAAUACCCCAAACUCUUACUGAGAUAUUCACCCAUUUCUUAAUCAUUCAGAUGAACAUGAAAAGCCAGAAAUUUGGGGAAAUGGAAGACGGUGCUCCUAGUAGCAAAGUUCUUGAGGCAAACAAAGAUAUAAUUUUGAAGUUAGCAGAACUAGCAUUCACACAACUGGAGAAAGGAAAUCUGCUGUUCUAUGAAGAGGACCUUGAGGAAUGUGGCAUCAAUAUCACUGAGGCCUCAGUGUACAGUGGUUUGUGUACAGAACUUUUCAGGGAAGAAUUUGUGUUCACGCAAAAAAAGGUCUUCUGUUUUGUUCACCUCUCGAUUCAGGAGUUUCUUGCUGCUCUUUAUGCAUUUUACUCCUAUGUGAACAGAAACUUCAAAGCUCUGAAGUCUCUCCUCACUGGUUGGGAGAGACAGCACUUCCUGGAAACGCUGCUGAAGGAUGCUGUGGACAAGUCCUUGGAGAGUGAAGAUGGACACUGGGACCUGUUUGUGCGGUUUCUUUUGGGGCUCUCACUGGAGUCAAACCAGAGGCUCCUACAGGGCCUGCUAACACAAACAGUGAGCAGCUCAGAGAGCAUUGAGCAAACCAUCAAAUAUACCAAAGAAAUUAUCCGCUACAAAGACAUCAAGGAACGGUGCAUGAAUCUCUUGCUUUGCUUGCUUGAAAUGAAUGACAAUUCCUUGCACACAGAGAUUCAAGAGUACCUGGAGUCUGGAAAAGAACUCUUUUCUUCUCACUGCUCAGUACUGGCCUAUACGAUCCUUGUCUCAAAAGAUGUACUCGAUGAACUUGACCUUCAGAAGUACAACACCACAAGUGAAGGUCGUCAAAUACUUUUAGGAGCUGUUGCAGGCUGCAGAAGGGCUCGACUGGUCGGGUGUCAACUCACUGUGAAAAGCUUUGAGACUGUAACACAGGCCCUUGAGUCCGAAAUCUCACAACUGAAAGAACUGGAUCUAAGUUACAACAACCUACAGAUUGUUACCACUGAAGCCCUCUCCCUUCGACUGCAAAAUUCUCAAUGCAAAGUGGAAACACUGAGGCUUGUUUGCUGUGAACUGAAAGAGGACUUUGGUGAAUUCAUAAGCUCCGUUUUCCAGUGGCCACACUCACAUCUAAAAGAGCUUGACCUGACAAACAAUGAUCUUUGUGACACAGGACUAGAAUUUCUUUCAAAUGGGUUAAGAUCUGCAAAUUGUAAAAUGGAGACUUUAAGGCUUUCUGGCUGUCUCAUUACAGAGAAGGGUUGCACAUUCUUAUCCACAGCUUUGGUUUCAAACCACUCCCACCUUAAAGAGCUGGAUCUAAGCUACAAUCACCUUGGAGACUCAGGGAUCAAGCUACUUUCAUCUCAGGACAUAGGCUUUAAACUGGAGAAUCUCAAUGUUGACCAUGAUGGAAAGAAGUUCCUGAAACCUGGUCUAGAGAAAUAUGCUUGUGAGCUCACCAUGGACCCAAACACAGCCCACCACAAGCUUGGGCUUUCUAAAGGAGACACCAAGGCUACGAAUCUUAGAAAGAACUCUCAUUCGGAUCACCCAGAUCGAUUUGAAGUUAUUGAGCAAGUGCUGUGCAGAGAGGGUCUGACAGGACGCGCUUACUGGGAAGUGGAAUGGGCUCGUGAGGGAGCGGCUAUUGCAGUAGCAUACAGAGACAUAAGCAGGAAAGGGGCACAUGACAGCCAAUUUGGGUCUAACAACAAGUCCUGGAGUCUCAGAAGUCAGUUUUGGGGCCAUUGCCUUGCCCAGCACAAUAAUAAGACCAUACAAGUGCCAGUGCCCAACCCGAGACAACACAGAGUGGGGGUGUAUCUGGACUGGCAGGCUGGAACUCUUUCAUUCUAUCAAGUGUGUGCAAGGGACACAAGAAUCCAUCUGUACACCUUUUCUGCCAAGUUCACUGAGCCCCUUUAUCCAGGGUUCUGGGUUGACCAUGACUCCGCUGUGUCUCUGUGUCAGAUUGACUAGCUCCCAUAUCUACACAUUCACUUCCGCAGUUUUGGGAGAUGUGAACUUUGUGAAGUCCUAGAUAAAACUACCCAGCAUUGUUUUAUGGAUGUACUGUAUAUCAAUGAUACCAAUGUU
Alosa sapidissima (American shad) is the source of this 4458-nucleotide messenger RNA. RefSeq names its product NACHT, LRR and PYD domains-containing protein 12-like. Bases 691 to 4341 code for a protein of 1216 amino acids. Gene Ontology annotation, molecular function: protein binding. Lineage: Eukaryota; Metazoa; Chordata; Actinopteri; Clupeiformes; Clupeidae. The record is from RefSeq and is a predicted model, not a curated record. The transcript is spliced from 15 exons.